Molecule: messenger RNA, 1149 nt
Organism: Tuber melanosporum (Perigord truffle)
Lineage: Eukaryota; Fungi; Ascomycota; Pezizomycetes; Pezizales; Tuberaceae
Exons: 5
Coding region: 654-998 (114 amino acids)
Biological process (GO): translational initiation
Cellular component (GO): eukaryotic 43S preinitiation complex
Molecular function (GO): RNA binding; translation initiation factor activity; ribosomal small subunit binding
Source: RefSeq, a predicted model, not a curated record
GUCCUUGAAGGGCAAGAUCGUAGGGAAGAAGGGGUUCCUCCCUACUCUAUCCGGUCGUCUUUCUUUUUCCUUUUUCCUUUUUCCUUUUUCCUUUUCCCCUCGCUGCUCCAUUUCCUUUUCUCACUCAGCACAGCCUUCUACGGGGUAGCGUAGCAAAGUUGGGUUACCCAUAACGCAUAUGAGCACAGGUAGAGUACUCGAGUGGACUAUCAUAAGGUUUUUGCAUAGAACAUGAUUGGUGGUGGGGCUCCGUUUGUUUGGUUUGGUUUCGGUUGCUGGGCCUCGUUUUGGUGGGUUGCUAUGAUGGCGUGCCGGUACCGGUAGUUUGCGAGUUACAUGUUGUGCUCGUAAAUUAGUAAAUUAGGAGGGAACCCAGCUGCCAGCCCACUCCAGCCCUGCUUCGUCGCCAUCUGACUGAUUUCGCUGUGGCCCAGCGGCGCCUAUUUAAGUUCCACCCCUCUGCCUCCUCCUACGGUACCCCCUUCUCUCUCUCCCCACCAAGAACAUUCCUGCCUCCGCCCUCUCCCUUCGCAUUCCCGUCCAACACACAAGCUAUCACCGGCACAACACUACUACAUUUCAAGUCCAAACCACUGCUCCGAAGCACCCAGAAACAGCUUUCCCGCAUACCCAACCCCCCUCGAAGUCUGUUUAUGUCCAUCGAAAAUCUCAAGGUUAAUGAUCCUUUCGCCGACGACGUUGGUGAUACUCAGCCCAAGAAUUACGUCCAUAUUCGUAUCCAACAGCGCAACGGUCGCAAGACCUUGACGACUGUCCAGGGGUUGUCUAAAGAAUACAGUCCUAAAGCUCUUUUGAAAGCUUUCAAAAAGGAAUAUGCUUGCAAUGGCACUAUUAUCCAGGAUAAGGACAUGGGAGAGGUGAUCCAGCUUCAAGGCGAUCAUCGUACAAAGGUUAUGGACUUCCUUACCGAUAAAGGAAGCGACAAGAUGGGCAAGUACGCACUUGCCAAAGAGAAUAUCAAGAUCCACGGGUUUUAAGCCCUGCGUCUCCAGCCUUCCUCAACACCGUUUACGUUGGUAUUUGAGGAAUGCUUUGCGCUGGAAGACAUGUGGGGUUUAUUACAGUGUGCAUGCUUGAGAUUUCGGGGGUUUGCAGUAUACAUACUUAAUAAAACGUUACUCCAACGGA